Molecule: messenger RNA, 7919 nt
Organism: Monodelphis domestica (gray short-tailed opossum)
Lineage: Eukaryota; Metazoa; Chordata; Mammalia; Didelphimorphia; Didelphidae
Source: RefSeq, a predicted model, not a curated record
GGGGCUGUGGUGACCCCUGCCCCUCCUCCAGCCUGGCGUUGUCACAGGGUUGGGGAGGAACUGGGUGGCCCCGCCCCCUCUCUGGCUGGGUAUUGACACGGAUAGGGGAGGGGCUGGGUGGCCCCGCCCCUCCUCUACCUUGGUAUUGACUUGGGGGGGAACCAAUGAUCCCUCUGAGAGGUUAGGAGACGAGGUAGAAGAGGAGGUGGAGGUCAAGUGCGGGGUGUCCGGAACGCUGGCGGGUCUAGAUCUUAGCCAUCAACUGGAGGAAGAGACGAGGGCAUGGGACCGUCUUCUGGAGCCUGGAAUGAGGUCGAGGACUGACUCGCGCUGGGGAGACACACUCAUGUGGUGAUGCGGCCUGGGUUGCUGGGCUCCUCUUCUCUAGGAAGGGGAAGGAGCCUGACAGUGACCAAGGAAAGGCAGUCUCCUUGGGCCUUAGGAGCCCCUAACAGGAGGAGCCAGCUGCCCCGAGACGGGCAGAUCCCGGGGUGACUCCUGCUGGAGUAGAGUCCAAGCAUCCAGGAACAGCAGCGGAGGUGAUCAUGGAGACCUUCGCCCGAGUGUGUGAGAGAGAUCUCAAUUUAAGAACCUCAUCGAGGGGCAACUAAGUGGCUCAGUGGAUAGUGUGCCAGGCCUGGAGAUGGGAGGUCCUGGAUUCAAAUCUGGAUCAGAUAGUUCCUAGCUGUGUGACUCUGGGCAAGUCAUUUAAUCUCGGUUGCCCCUACUGUUCAGCCUGGGAACCAAUACUCAGUGUCAAUUCUGAGACAGAAGACACUGCGUGUCAUUGUAAUUCUUCAUUUUGAAGCACGGGAAGCAGCGGUGCGGUAAAAUGGCAGGCCUGGCAGACAGGCCGAGUGCAGCCUGCGUGCAGAUGUGCCCUCAGACACUUGGGGGUGUGGGAUGCUGGGCAGGCCACGUAACGCUUUGCCUCAGUUUCCUCCUCUGUAAAAUGAGCUGCAGAAGGAGAUGGCAAACCACUCCAGGCUCUGCCUAGAAAACCCCUAACGGGUCACCGACGUAACUGAGAUGAACGAACAACAAGGUACCCGGGCAAAUACUUGACAGUUUCUUCAGCAUACGGAUAAAAGCGAUACCUGAUCAGUGGUCCUUCCAAGCCUAACCUCACAGCAUUUAGAUGGUCCCCAAGUGAUGCAAAUAUAUCUCACUCAGGGUAUCUUUUCUCAGGUGAGCGGUAUUUUUUGUAUGAUGGUUUCCCAAAGUCAGAAAGCAAAAAGGGAAAAAAGGGGGAGCAUCAAUCAUCCAUCAAUUUGGGCAUUAAAAAGAAUCACCAGCUCUCCAAGACAUCCAAAUUCAUACUUUAAAAAAACCCCACCUUCUGACUUAGUGUCAGCUCUAAGACAGAAGGGUGGCAAGGGCUAGGCAAACAGGAGUAAGUGACUUGCCCAGGAUUACCCGGCUAGGAAGUAUCCCUGGACAAAUCUGAACCCAGAACCUCCUGAAUCCAUGCCUAGUACUCUAGUCAUUUUCUACCUACCUGCUCCCAUACUGCCUAUUAAUUGAACUUUAUAUUCACGCAGCGUCAAUGAAGUGGUUGGUACCCAGUUUUCUUUUUUUAGGUAUUUUUAUUUAAAAAUUUUUCCCAUGGUUACAUGAUUCAUGUUGUCUCUCUCUCCUCUUCCCUCCUCCCUCCUGCAGUUGACAGGCAGUUCCUCUGGGUUAUACAUGUGUUAUCAUUCAAAACCCAUUUCCAUGUUAUUCUUUUUUUUAGGUAGAAGUAAUUAUUUCUCCAAGUAAAGGCCACGGUUUUGGAGACAGAAGUCUUCCUGUUCUCCUAUGUCAAUGAGAUUCAAAAUUUCCCUUAGCUUUCCUUCCCUUUCUUCUUGUGGACAUUGGUUAAAGCCAUGCAAACCUCAAAACUGUGCUUCUCUUCUUACCCUCCAGUCAUUCACUUUCUUUCUCUGCUUUCUUAAUCCCUCAUGUCUAUUUCCUGUUCAUCUCCCAGGCUACAGAACUAGCUUCCUUCACUCCAUUGGAUCUCCUCCCUGCAAAUGAUCACAUUUUCUUAAUUGGUUUCAAAACUUAAGCUUUUCCCUAAUGAAAAUGUCAGCGUUUAUAUUUUCUCGUUUUUCUCUGUGUAAGCUGUUUCCAAUUUGAUUGUUUAAGAACCUACAAAUGUGUAGUCUGUUUUAAUUUAUUUUAGAUGAUUUUAAAUCUAAUUUACCUAGGCAAUCAGGUUCUACUAUUCAUGACUAUUGAUAGUGACUAUUGAUAGAAAAAGUGGUCAAAUAAAACAUCCUCCUAAAAUUAAAUUAUACCUAUUUUGAAUGAAUUGUUUUCUGGCUUAAACAAACUAUUUACUAUGAAUAGUUGCUCACACAGUGUAAAACUUUAGACUGCAAAACUGCUUGAGUUUUUUUUUUUUUGGCUUUUGAAAUUAUUAGAGAUAAAAAUUUUAAACUUCCUUUAGUUCUGUUUAGGAAUGAACAUUCUCUAGUUCAUGAAAUCACCUUGGACCCCACACGAAAAGAGUAAAUCUGUCACUCUCUAGGGAAAGCAGAGUAGUGGUAGAAGGUUCUGAGGAUUAUUUUUCACUUUUCAAAAUUUCAAUUUUUAAAAGUCCCAGGAAGCUGCAGCCCCAAAGAGACCCACUAGGAUAUUUCAUCAUUUGUAAAAAAAUCAAACCAAACUUUAAAAAAUGUUUUCUUUAUUUAAAAACCACAUUUUUAUCAUAAUUUGGAAAUUCAAAGUAAAGUUUCAUUUCAGGUUGACAGAUUUAGGCUAAUUUGUUUGUAAUGGCAUAAAUUCUUUUUUUAAACCCUUACCUUCCAUCUUAGAAUCAAUACUGCCUAUUGGUUCCAAGGCAGAAGAAUAGUAAGGACUAGGCAAUGGGAGUUAAGUGACUUGCCUAGGGUCACAUAGCUAGGAAGUGGCUGAGACCAGAUUUGAACCUAGGACCUCCGGUCUCUAGGCCUGGCUCUCCAUCCACUAAGCCAUCCAGCUGCCCCCUAUAAUGUUAUAAAUUCUGCACAUGAGGAAAGGAUUUCUUUCCUCUUGUUUGUUUCUCUCUGCAUUCCCAACCUGACUGGAAAUAGGAACACAGAGAUGAGACUGUGUUUUUUGAAAGCUUUGGAAUUUCAGCAGAAGUGUUUCUAGUCUUUUUCUGCAGGGUUGCCAGUAAAACAAGGGUAAAGGUGGGGUUUUUCUUUCAUUAUAUAUUUUUUUAAUUAUUUUUAACCAUUUGACAAAAGUUGUAAACUUCAGGGUCUGUUCAGAUAAACCAGUAUCUUUUGAGAAGUGAUCCUUUAUUUGACCGUUUCAAUUUUGUAAAGUUUCGUGAUCAAAGAAACCAUAUCAUAGGCAGCCCUUUCAGUAGAAAUGAUAUAGGUUGGCCAUUUAGGUUGACAAAUAUCAAGACAUUUAGAUCAGCAUUUCUAGAGUUUUUCUCCAAUUAGAUCCCAUGUGACCACUGACCACUUAGAGGCGGACCAAGAUGAUAAAUACUGACCGCUGACCUCUCUGAGAUGGCCUGAGAUCUAUGUGAGAUUGAUGAAGUUGGCCAGGAAGAGUGGUCCAAAGACUCUACUCUGCCUCGCCAAGAGCCGGCCCUUCCCCAGGAAAGGAGCCCCGAGCAGGAAGAAGGAAUGGCCUUUGCCGUCCUGUCAGAGAGAGCCCAGGAAUCAGUAACCUUUAAGGAUGUGGCUGUGGACUUUACUCAAGAAGAAUGGCAACAAUUGGACCCAGCACAGAGAGACCUAUAUAGAGAUGUGAUGCUAGAGAAUUAUAAGAACUUCGUCUCCUUGGGGUUUCCAGUUUUUAAACCAGAUGUGAUAUCCCAGCUGGAGCGAGGGGAAGGACCAUGGACAUCAGAAACAGAAGUUCCACAAGUCAUUUGUCCAGACUCCAUUAUUGAUAAGAGAAGGUGUGAAAACUUGGAUUGGAUUCCAAAGCACAACAUUUCUCUGGGAGAGUCAUCAAAAGAAAUAAUCAGAAAGAAUGAUCUCUGGGCUUCCAGCUUUGGAGAAGCAUGGGAAUAUGUCAGACUAGAGAAACAGAGGGACAACUGGAAUAGACCAUCCAAGGAAGUAACAAUAUUUCAUAGAAAAACUGAUGAUGAGUUAAAUAUUAAUGAAUAUAAUACAUUUGGAAGGAGGUUUAGUCUGGCAUCAAUUAUUGUUCCAUCACAGAGAAUUCCAAUAGGAAAAGUUCUCCAUAAAUAUGAUAUACUUAAUAAGAACUUCAAACAGUUUUCAGAACUUAAUAAAAAUAAUAGAAUUCCCUAUUCUGUUUGUAAGUAUGGUAAAUGCAGGAAGCCCUUCACUUACCACUCGGACCUUAUUCAGUAUCAUAGAAUACAUACUGUAGAGAGACCAUAUGAAUGUAACGAAUGUGGAAAAUCCUUCACCAACAAUUCAAUCCUUAGAAACCAUCAGAGAAUUCACACGGGAGAGAAACCUUAUAAUUGUAAUGAAUGUGGUAAAGCCUUCAACCAGAGAGGUCACCUUACUGAACAUCAGAGAAUUCAUACUGGAGAGAAACCUUACAUCUGUAGUGAAUGUGGGAAAGCCUUCAGUAACAAUUCAAUACUUAGGAGUCAUCAGAGAAUUCAUACUGGAGAGAAACCCUACAAAUGUAACGAAUGUGGGAAAACAUUCAACCAGAGGGGCCACCUUAAUGAACAUCAGAGAAUUCAUACGGGAGAAAAACCUUUUGAAUGUGCUGAAUGUGGGAAAGCUUUCAGUCAUAGAGUAUAUCUUACUCUACAUCAGAGAAUUCAUACUGGAGAAAAACCAUAUAAAUGUAAUGAAUGUGGGAAGGCCUUCAGCCAGAGGGGUCAUCUUACUGAACAUCAGAGAAUUCAUACUGGAGAGAAGCCCUACAUCUGUAAUGAAUGUGGGAAAGCCUUCAGCAACAACUCAAUUCUUCGGAAUCAUCAAAGAAUUCAUUCUGGUGAGAGACCUUAUAAAUGUGAUGAAUGUGGAAAAACCUUUAACCAGACAAGACACCUUAUUCAGCAUCAGAGAAUUCAUACUGGUGAGAAACCUUUUGCAUGUACUGAGUGUGGAAAAGCUUUCAGUCAUAGGGUAUACCUUACCUUACAUCAGAGAACUCAUACUGGAGAGAAACCCUAUAAGUGUAAUGAAUGUGGAAAAACCUUUAGCCAGAGGGGACAUCAUACCGAGCACCAGAGAGUUCAUACUGGAGAGAAACCCUACAUCUGUAAUGAAUGUGGAAAAGCCUUCAGCAAUAAUUCAAUCCUUAAGAAUCAUCAGAGGAUUCAUACUGGAGAAAAACCCUAUAACUGUAAUCAUUGUGAGAAAGCAUUCAAACAGAAGAGGCACCUUACUGACCAUCAGAGAGUUCAUACUGGAGAAAAAUUUUUAAAACGUUUAGAAAGAGGGAAGCCUCUAAGCCAAAAGGCCAGACUUGCUCUGCAAAGAAUUCAUGCUGGUGAGAAACCCUUUGAAUUUAAUGAAUGUGGGAACAUUGUUAACCAGAAUUCAAACAUUACUCUCCAUCCAAUAAUUGAUACUGGGGAGAAACCUUUUGAACAUAAUGAAUCUGGGAAAGUAUUAUUCCAGAGGGGUCACCUUAUUGAACAUCAGAAGAGCCAUACUGCAGAGAAACUCUUUGAGUGUAAUGAGUGUGGUAAAAAUUUCAGCAAAAGUUUCCACUUGAUUGAACAUCAGAGAAUUCAUACAGGACAGAAAACCUUUCAGUGUAAUAUAUGUGGGAAAGAUUUCAGCCAGAAGGGUCAUCUUACUGAACACAAGAGAAUCCAUACUGGAGAGAAGCUCUUUGAAUGCAGUGUGUGUAGGAAGAGCUUUAGUCAUAGGACUUCCUUUAUCAAUCAUCAGAAGAUUCAUUCUGGAGAGAAACCCUAUGAAUGCAAUGAAUGUGGAAAAGCUUUCAGCAAUAACUCAAGUCUUUGGAAUCAUCAUAGAAUUCAUACUGGAGAGAAACCCUUUGAAUGCAACGAGUGUGGGAAAGCCUUCAGUCAGAGGGGACACCUUACUGAACAUCAAAAAAUUCAUACUGGGGAGAAACCCUUUGAGUGUAAUGAAUGUGGGAAACACUUCAGCCAUAAAACAUCUUUCAUUAAUCAUCACAGAAUUCAUACUGGAGAGAAACCCUAUGAAUGCAACGAAUGUGGAAAAACCUUCAGAAGUAAUUCAGUCCUCAGGGAUCAUGAAAGAAUACAUACUGGAGAAAAGCCCUUUGAGUGUAAUGAAUGUGGAAAAGCUUUCCGUCAGAGGGGACACCUUGCUGAACACAGAAGAAUCCAUACUGGAAAGAAACCCUUUGAAUGUAAGGAAUGUGGGAAAGCCUUUAGCACCAGCUCGACUCUGAGGAAACAUCUUUGUAAGCAUCUUUCUAAACUUUAAAGCAUUAGUCAUCAUUUAUUUGAAAAUUGAAAGAGAAAUACCUAUAAUUAGGCUGAUGAAGAGAUAAUGCUGGCAAGUGCUUCAGAAUUUAUCAGACAUUUUAUGCUGGACAUUAAGGAUGUAAUGAUUAAGGGAAAAUUUGUCAAAGACUUCUCAUUGCUAAGUGCUGGAGAGUCAACAUGACAGUUUGUCACUAGGUACAAAGUUGUUUGGUGCUUUGAGAGAUCGAUAUAACUUUGUUUUCUUUUGUGCAUCCAGUAUUACAUGUUAACUGUCAUCAGGGAGCAGUAACAUAGUGUUAGUCAAUACAGCAACUUUGCUGGUUCCAAACUAAGGCUUAAACUAUAAGAUUUCCAAAAGGAUCUCUUUAAGGUGAGCACUAAGGUGUUAUUUAGGGGGGAAAAAACUUUAAUUUGAAUACCUUUAGAAUAAAGGAUUGAAAGAAAAUGUAAAAAUUGUCUAAGAUAACUUUUUGCCUGAGAUAUGAAAAUGACAUUUGAAAUAUCUCAAUCUGGAAGUUUCUCUAAGAUUUAUAUUAAUUUACCUUGGAUGUAAAUGGGUCCAAUUUAUAGCUAUUUUGUAUUUUGGUCUUGGGUAGAAUUAUAGAAUGUUGGAAGGCUCAAAGGCCUUCCAAAAUAAUUCAAUCCUACUUAGCUACUUUGUGGAAGGGAAUAAUAUAGGUCAGGGAAAGGAGAAUAAAGACAAAAUUCCAUUUUGUAAAGUUUAGUUUCUUCUUGCAAGGGUACAUGAGAAAUUCUAGAACAAUUCAAACUGGGGGUGGGGGCAGCAAAGACCCCUUGGAGAGAGCUGACUUGGCAUAAUACGGAUGGGAAGGGCAAUGUCUUAAGAUUGUGUGACUGCCUUUCCAUGUGGUUGUGACUAGCCUUACUAGAUUGUGGCAUAAAAGGACUACCAAGUUUGAGUCUUCAUUGGUCCAUAGAGAUUUUAGGUUGUCAACACAUCAACCUAGAGAUAUCAAGGUAAUGGAAGAUACAAUUCCAGAUGUUGAAGCGAAGCCUUUACUAGCCCUUAGGUACCCUUCUUACUUCUCUAUAAGUUAAAAUUAAAUAUUAAUUAUAGUUGGGAAAAACACCUUAUUUUCCAAACCUCUCACUUUAGAGUUAUGAAAGCUUAGGUCUAGAAAGGGGAAAUGACUUGCCAAAGAUAAUACAAUUUGUAAGUGGCAGAAGUAAGGUUCAGACCCAAAUGUUAUGACUUCAAAUCUUGUGCUUUUUCCUACUGUACUCCCUGAAAAUUACUCCCUCUCUAAAGCCACCUUUCCUCUACGUUGUGUAGUCAACAGUGUGCUAGACUUGGAGCAAGAAAUACCUGAGCUCAACACUUCCUAGCUAUUUGAUCAUGGGCAUGUCAUUCAACCUUUCAAACCCUGUUUUUUGCUUAUCUUUAAAGUGGGAGAAUAUCUACACUCCCAGUUCCUGGGGUUGUGGGGCUUAAAUGAGGUUAUGUAUGUAAAAUGCUUCGCCAAAUAAGAUAUGUGAAUUAUUGUGAUAAAUCAUAAUCGUUUGCUCUACUUAUAUACACUCCAGAUACACAAAUAAACCUUUUGGUCUA